Messenger RNA from Oryzias latipes (Japanese medaka), 4235 nucleotides. The record is from RefSeq and is a predicted model, not a curated record. Lineage: Eukaryota; Metazoa; Chordata; Actinopteri; Beloniformes; Adrianichthyidae.
GCACUGUGCGCGCGCGCGGUCCCUCCCUGCAGCCGAGAGGAGGAGAGCUGAAGGUGACCUGUCAUCAGCAUCUCCAUCGAUCAGCUGACCGGGUAUCGAUCCCUGAUCAGGCAGUGACCGGCCGGGACAGACGCGCCGCCGCCGCCGCCAUGGGGAACCGGGGCAUGGAGGAGCUGAUCCCGCUCGUGAACCGGCUGCAGGACGCCUUCUCCGCCAUCGGCCAGAACGCGAGCCUGGACCUGCCGCAGAUCGCGGUGGUGGGCGGGCAGAGCGCGGGAAAGAGCUCGGUUCUGGAGAACUUCGUGGGCAGAGACUUCCUCCCUCGUGGCUCUGGAAUUGUGACUCGGCGCCCCCUGGUGCUCCAGCUUGUCACCUGUCCAACAGAGUAUGCAGAGUUCCUGCACUGUAAAGGAAAGAAGUUCACAGACUUUGAUGAGGUCCGCCAGGAGAUCGAAGCCGAGACGGACCGAAUAACCGGACACAACAAAGGAAUCAGUCCAGUUCCCAUCAACCUGAGGGUGUACUCCCCCAACGUGCUGAACCUUACCCUGGUGGACCUUCCGGGGAUGACGAAGGUCCCGGUGGGCGAUCAGCCCCCCGACAUUGAGCAACAGAUCAAAGACAUGCUCCUGCAGUUUGUUACCAAAGAUAACUGCCUCCUGUUGGCCGUUUCACCCGCCAACUCUGACCUCGCCAACUCCGAUGCACUGAAGAUUGCCAAGGAGGUUGACCCACAAGGUUUGAGGACCAUCGGAGUGAUCACCAAACUGGAUCUGAUGGAUGAGGGAACCGAUGCCAGAGACAUCCUGGAGAACAAACUGUUGCCGCUCCGUAGAGGUUACAUCGGUGUGGUGAACCGCAGCCAGAAGGACAUCGAUGGGAAGAAAGACAUCACAGCAGCUCUGCAGGCCGAGAGAAAGUUUUUCCUGUCCCAUCCCGCAUACCGCCACCUGGCUGACCGCAUGGGGACUGCCUACCUACAGAAAAUCCUAAACCAGCAACUGACCAACCACAUCCGGGACACGCUGCCGGGCCUUCGAAGCAAACUUCAGAGCCAGCUGCUGUCUAUUGAGAAAGAGGUGGAGGAGUACAAGAACUUUAGACCGGACGACCCGAGCCGCAAGACCAAGGCUCUUCUGCAGAUGGUGCAACAGUUUGCGGUGGACUUUGAGAAGCGGAUCGAAGGCUCUGGAGACCAGGUGGACACGUAUGAACUGUCGGGAGGAGCAAAGAUCAACCGCAUCUUUCAUGAACGCUUCCCCUUCGAAAUGGUCAAGCUGGAAAGCGACGAGAAGACUCUCCGCAAAGAGAUCAGCUACGCCAUCAAAAACAUCCACGGAAUCAGGACCGGCCUGUUCACACCUGACAUGGCGUUUGAGACGAUUGUGAAACGGCAGAUUGGUCAGAUCAAAGAGCCGUGUCAGAAGUGUGUGGACAUGGUCAUCGGCGAGCUUGUCAACACCGUGAGGCAGUGCACACAGAAGCUGGCUCAGUAUCCGAUGCUCAGAGAGGAGAUGGAGCGAAUCGUCACUCAGCACAUCAGAGACAGAGAGAGCCGCACUAAAGACCAGGUGUUGCUUUUGAUUGACAUCGAGCUGGCCUAUGUGAACACCAACCACGAGGACUUUAUUGGCUUUGCAAACGCACAGCAAAAGAGCAGUCAGCUGAGUAAGAAGAAGGCUGCAGGAAACCAGGACGAAAUCAUGGUGAUCCGCAAAGGCUGGCUAACUAUCAACAACAUUGGCAUCAUGAAGGGCGGAGCCAAGGAGUACUGGUUUGUCUUGACCGCAGAGACCCUCUCUUGGUACAAAGAUGAUGAGGAGAAAGAGAAGAAGUACAUGCUCCCUGUGGACAAUCUGAAACUGAAGGACAUCGAGAAGAGCUUCAUGUCCAGCAAACACAUCUUUGCACUGUUCAGUACUGAACACCGAAAUGUUUACAAGGACUACCGUCAGCUGGAGUUGGCCAGCGAGUCUCAGGAAGAGGUGGACAGCUGGAAGGCGUCUUUCCUGCGUGCCGGCGUGUACCCUGAACGCAGCGUGGACAAGGAGAAGGCGGAGGCAGAGGACUCGAACUCUGACAGCCAGAUCCACAGUCUGGAUCCUCAGCUGGAGCGACAGGUGGAGAUCGUCAGGAAUCUGGUGGACUCGUACCUGUCCAUCAUCCACCGCACAGUCAGGGACCUGAUCCCCAAAACCAUCAUGCACCUGAUGGUCAACAACACUAAGGAGUUCAUCCAUGCGGACCUGCUGGCUCAUCUUUACUCCUGUGGAGACCAGAACACCCUGAUGGAGGAGUCCCAGGAGCAGGCCCAGCGCCGAGAUGAGAUGCUCCGGAUGUACCACGCCCUUCGAGAGGGCCUGAACAUCAUUGGUGACAUCAGCACCACCACUGUCACCACGACUGCGCCGCCGCCUGUGGACGACUCGUGGCUGCAGGUGACAGGGAUGCCGUGUGGACGCAGGUCUCCAAUGUCCAGCCCAACCCCCCAACGCCGCGCCCCACCAGGUCCUCCCCGACCCGGUGGACGUGCGGCCCCCGGUCCCCCAUCUCGUCCCGCCGUGUCACCGGAUCCUGGACCUACGCCCUCUGUACCCUCAAGGCCCAAUAGAGCCCCCCCUCCAGGAGUCCCCAGAAUCUCUGUCAGUGACCAGUGAGGAGUUCACCAAUGUCGUCCCAGUAAAGGUAGCCCCGCCCAUGGAGAGAGCCCCCAGUCGUCUAUUGAGGGUUAAUAUGAGUGUGUGUGUGAGCUCUCUGUGAUGCUACGGUGAACUUUGCCGGUUCGUCAAUGUGACGUAUCAAUCAGCAGACCUCUACUGCAAUACUGAGGGCGUUCACCUGUGGUCCUGCUGUCAGGUGAGGAGGCUGCCCGUCUGCCUGCAGCCUGUCUCACCACACGAAAACAUCUGACGCACCUCCGUUUGAUUCCCACUCGCUCCCUGUCCUCCAGUGUAAAUUCAAGACGUUCUGGGACUUUUCUUCUGUGUAAAGUUUAGAUAAAUUUUAAAGUUGUGAAAUUAUUUAUUGAUUAAUUUAUGAUACGCAGCUCCCAACUGCGCAGUGUGUGAAGUAAGUGUGUGUUUGUAAAUAUGUCCUCCCAAAUGUUGUCCUGUUGCACUUCAACUACUCUGUUUGGACCAGUAGCUGCUGGUUCUUGCUGCCAGAGGUGGAUGUACCUGGUCCAGCAGAGAGGAAGUGGUUCCGCACGACUCCCAGCUGGUUCCAGAGUUAUUUUGGGUUGUGUCCCAAUUCCUCCCCUACUCCCUAUAUAGUGCGUUUACCAUUUUGUAGUGCUGUCCUAAUCUACAAUUCCAAAAUCCAGAGCCCUAGAAAAUCUCCCAGAAGUCUCUGCAAAAAGCUAGUGUGCAUCGAUGCUCAUUAGAUCAACGAAUAUAGACCACAAUGCGUUGCGUCGGAACAAUUUUUGCCAGAAAAAUGUAUUUAAAUGUAUUUUUUAAAUAAAUCAUCAACGUUUUUAUCUUCAGAAGGCAGUGGACUCAUAAAUCGUUGUCCCAAAACGCUCAUAUUAAUGAGAUUUUAACUUUGUGAAAUUCAUGACGUCAUAUCCGCCGUUUAAAGAGCGUGAGCGUGGCGUCCGAAUUGCUUUUAAAAUCCAGGACACUACAUAGUUUUUUAGUAGUUAUAGACGUUAGGGUGGGAACUCGGACACAGCCUUUUUCUUUCUUAAAAGGUGCUCAUUUGUUGCAACUGGUUCCAAAAAAAUGUAGUGGUGCACAAAAUGUGUUGUAUUCCAUGUUUGUUAACUCUUCUGGUGUAAACACUUGAGUUCCUUUAGAAGUGUUGUCUGUCUGCUGCUGAGGAAGAUGUCCGCACGUCUUCCUCGGUUCUGGUUCUGGUUUCAGCGGCUGAACUGUUCCUCCUAACACGUGUUUGCUGUCCGUUUGCUGACUGCGUGUAGCGGUGAUGUGUCUGUGCGUGUCCAUUAGUGCCAGCAUGCUCAGUGACGUGUUGUGAACCGAAGGUUGUUAAACAUUGCAGCACACUAACACACACUCUCAUUCUGUAUCAGUAUAAAUCUGUGUCGACAGCAUAUACGAAACUAUAACAAUGUGCCAUGUAUGUGUUAAAAACAUGUAUUACACUGAGAAAUGCAGUGGCCCGCAAAAUUAUGUGUGGCUGCGUUUGUGUGUAGUUUGUUGUGAAUCCUGGUGUCAUGUGAUUGGCGCCAACAGAGAUGUGUGCUAACACCAAUAAAGUUGGGUGAAUGAAGACAA